Messenger RNA from Paramormyrops kingsleyae, 4487 nucleotides. NCBI's taxonomy places the organism in Eukaryota, Metazoa, Chordata, Actinopteri, Osteoglossiformes, Mormyridae. The record is from RefSeq and is a predicted model, not a curated record.
CUCCUCUCCGUCGGCUAAGUCUGACAGCGCUAUGUCGUGCUGUCUGAUCGAGUUUUGUCGGGUCCAAGAGCUCAAGACGGUCCGGGAGUUCUUGUUCUCGGGCCAGCAAACGAGCACAUUAGGCACCGACUUCAGCCAAACAGAUUCAGUGGGAAUGGGGGGUCCGAGCUGCAGCCGGAUGCAGAUGCUGGAAGGCGGUUGUGUGAAGGAGCGGGCUGAUGCAGCAAAGAGCCGAGGCGCUUGUCCACAGAGAAGGAACUGAGCUGGGAAGACGCAGACUGGGGGUCUUGGGAGAAGGAUGAAACCAAGGAAGAUGUCAAGCCCGAAGAGGAGAGUGAGAAGCAGAGCGCCCCCUGGCUGUACGACUGUGUGGUGUCCCUGUCACCUUGCUCCGACCUGCUGGUCAUCGCCCGCAAGCACAAGGCCGUUUUUCUGUCGGCUAAGUGGCGGACGGACGAGGUGGGACGAGACGAGAUGACGCUGGCCGUGUCCUGGAGCGGGACGCUGAGCACCGAGGACAUGGAACGUGUGACCAGCGCCAUCUGCAUCCCACUGGCCAGCCAGAAGAGGAGCUCUACCGGCCGUCCCGACUGGACCUGCAUAGUAGUGGGCUUCAGCACCGGAUACGUGCGCUUCUACACAGAGAGUGGCGUGCUGCUCCUGGCGCAGUUGCUGAAUGAGGACUCGGUGCUGAGGCUCAAGUGCAGGACUUAUGAGAUUCCUCGCCACCCUGGGGUCACAGAGCAGCAUGAGGAGCUGAGCAUCCUGUACCCGACGUCCCUGGUCACCAUUGAUGGCUUCAGCCUCUUCCAGUCGCUGCGGGCAUGCAGGAACCAGGUGGCACGAGCGGCAGCGGCAGGAAAUGACAUGGUGCAGCCCCCGCCCCUGGCCUACAAGAAGUGGGGUCUCCAGGAUAUGAACGCCAUCGUAGACCACAGCAGCGUGGGUAUCAUGACGCUGUGUGUGUUUGACCAGAUGAGGAACGCCUCUGUCUUGGGGGGCUUCCAUGCAGCUGUGAAGGGCAGCCCCCCCGCCAUGUGCCAGUACAUCACCGUGGGUGGGGGGCCCUUCACAGGAUUCUACUAUGCUAUAGAGGGCAGUUCCCAGCCUCUCCUCUCCCACGUGGCUCUAGCUGUGGCCAGCAAGCUCACUUCUGCCCUCUUCAGUGCUGCCAGCGGCUGGCUCGGCUGGAAGCACAAGCACAAGCACGAGGAGGACCCGGCCCAGAAGCAGAAGCCCAAAGUGGAGCCAGCCACUCCCCUCGCCGUCAGAUUUGGACUGCCGGACUCGCGGCGCCAUGGGGAGUCCAUCUGCCUGUCGCCGUGCAACACGCUGGCCGGCGUGACUGAUGACUUUGGGCGGGUCACCCUACUGGACGUGGGGCGGGGGAUCGCCAUCCGCAUGUGGAAGGGGUACCGGGAUGCCCAGCUGGGCUGGGUGCAGGUGUGCGAAGGGCGGGGUGAGCGGGAAAAGGCCACCUCCCCCUCUUUGCCUCGCCGCCACGCCCAGUUCCUGGUCAUCUACGCGCCACGCCGUGGCAUCCUGGAGGUGUGGGGCACCCAGCAGGGUCCCCGUGUGGGGGCCUUCACCGUGGGCAAGCACUGCCGGCUGCUGUACACAGGCUACCGGCUGAUGGGCGUGAACAGUGUCACCAGCCAGGGCUGGCAGCUCCACACCCAGCAGCUGUGCCUGUUGGACCCGGCCACCGGAGCUCUGCGGACGGUCACCGUGCCCUUUCACCUGGCCCUCAGUGAUAAGAAGAGCGAGCGAGCGAAGGACAUGCACCUGCUGAAGAGGUUCAACGCGCUCCUGAGGAGCAGAGGGAUGGAGCCAGACAUCCUGGAGAGCGAAGCCCAGAGUGUCCUGUUGGAGAUCAAGCACCCCGCCAUUAAGAAACAGGCACUAGAAUCCUUGCUGUCCAAUAAGAAAGCUCCAGUCUCAUGCCUGAUCAACAUAACUCGCGCCUUAUUGGACAGCUUAAAGAAGCAAGACCCUGAGGCUGUGGAUGAGAUCCUCCUGCAGCUCUGCUCCUCCCAGCUGCGGCUGCUGCAGAUGUACACUGACAUCAUGGCCCUCCAUUCUGCUAAGCCGCCCCCCAGGGGCCAGGAUACUGACCCGACUCUCACCCAGCAGACGGCCUGCAGCGGAAUAGACGACGACCUCGCCCGCGUUGGGCCGGUCCUGCAGCGGUACACAGAGCUGCUGUCCCGCCCCUCCGUGUCCUUCGCCCAGGACCCCGAGGGUCAGUUUCCCGUGCAGAGCUUCCUGUCCCAGCUGGAGGCUGAGGGUGGAUCCCUGCGAGUCGUCCGGGGCCAGAACACCGACUGGACACAGCUGGGGAGCUUCUUAUUCUGGGGCUGCCUGUGUGGACAGAGCCCACCGCAGAAGGUCUGUGACAUGCUUCAAGAUACUGGAAUCAGCCCCCAGGACCUGCUGGCUCUGCUCCUGAACGUGUGGCUCGACCGAGAGAAGGAGGUACUGCAGAACCCCCAAGCUGUCUGGCACCUGCACUCCCUCAUCGCAGCCCUGAGCGCCAUGACGGGGGCCGUGGAGGAUUCGUGGGACCUGCAGUGUGUGUCACCCUGGUGGCAGCAGGUCCGCACUGCAUGUGUCCAGUCAGAGAGCGCUGGCGCCGCCCUACUGGUAGCCCUGGUCUCCCACCGAGCCGCCAAGAACUCUAUCACCAGCCUGGCUGAGAAAAAGUCUUUCCGUUUCCAGUUCCAGUCGGACUGGGAAGCUGUCUCUCUCGAGCUGGAGCAGUGGGCAGUGUGUGUGAGACAACUGGAGGACCUACUGGCUCUACACACACUGCUGUGCCUGCCGGGCCCGCGGGGGACACCAGGGGGCGCCCUGGCGCGCUGCUCCGUCAAGGCCCUUCUGGAGAGUGGCACAGGAGGUGUGGCUGACAGCGUGGCAAAGUGGGUGUUCAGGCAGGACCUGAAACCGGCCCUGCUUAAGGGUAUCCUGGAGACGAGGGGAGCAGCAGAACCCCGAGAAAACCCCUCUGAAGGCGAGAAGAAUCCGGAGGGUGCGAGUUUCCAGAAGGCAGGCGAGCUGCUGGUCCCUGUGUGCCAGCGAUUCCCAGUCUCCCUGUCUCCCGACAUCCUGUUUGCUCACUGCUGCUGGGAGUAUGUGGUGCAGUGGAACAAGGAUCCGGAGGAGGGGCGGUACCUUUCCUGGGCUGUCGAGCACCUCAAGUUGAUCGCCAACCCUCACAUCCAACUGGGCAUCUCCAUCAUGAUGUGGAACACCUUCAUCGUCAACCGCUUCUCCGCCGCCGCCUUCCUCAUGGAGAAGGUGGGAAAGGCCCCGAAGGACAGGCUGUGCCGCAGGGAUGUGGGGAUGGGAGACGGUGCCAUGACAUCUUUCCUAGGCUCUUGCACUCAACUGCUGCAGACCCUGGUAGAGGCAGAUGCCGGCAUAGAGGAGGUGCCCCCCCCAGAGCUGUGCGUGGAGGAGGUGUGGAUGGGGGCUGAGGGCCCGGCCUCUAUUGCUGAGCUGGCGCUGGAGCAGAGGUCUGUGCACUACCCCCUGGUCCAGCACAACUGCCUGCUGGCCUCACUGCUGCACGCUGCCAUGGCAUUCGGCAUCCGCGUCAAACCGCUGAGCCUAUUCGACAGCAAGGGAAGGACCGCCUUUUUCAGAGACCUGACCUCCAUACAGCUGCUGCCUAGUGGGGACAUGGACCCCAGUUUCGUCUCACUAAGGCAAGAGUUCCUCCUGAAGGUGCUGACAGCCUGGGUGAAGACCCAGGUGGAGGGGGCAGAUCCGCCGCCGCUGUGCCCGGGCCCCCCAGAUAACUCGUGGGCCUCGCUGUGCCUGGACCUGGCCCCCUUGCUGCAGGUGAACCCCGACGUUCUGCGGAGGCACCUGGUGUGUCAGCUGUACAGCCACGGCCUGGACCUGCGCGCGGAGGAGGUGGCGCUAGAAGUGGAGGACAAGGAUGUGCUGGGCUCGCAGCUGCUGGUGCUGACAGGCCAGCGGCUCUCCUACUCGCUGCUGCACACACAGACGCGGCCCGGUAUGGAGCUGCUGGCCCGGCUGCCGCCCACGCUGUGCACGUGGCUGAAGGCCAUGGACCCCAGCGAGCUGAGCUGUCCCUCCGUGUCCCUGUCCCUCACCAGCCGCAUGGUGAGUCGGGUCAUUGAGAUUCUGCCUGAGAACCACGCCCAGUACACACUGGCCCUGCACCUGCUGGAAGCCGUCGACGCCCUGGGUCCCGAGGCGUGAGAGGAGGCUGUUUUGCAAAGGUGGAAACAGGGUUGAUGGCUGGUUGUUCCAGUGGGGCAGUACGAUCGGGCCAGAGGCCUCUGUCUCUUGUCUCUUUCUAAAGAUACUUGUAUUAUAGUAAAAUUUCUUAUUUUUUUGCUAAUAUUUAUAUGCUGUACUGUACUGUAUUAGCUGUGCCCCUGCCCUCCUGUUCUGUAGAUCCAGGCCUGGCAGAAUGUAACACUUACAUCCACAGAAUAAAGAGGCUUUAAACUCCA